Molecule: messenger RNA, 924 nt
Organism: Spinacia oleracea (spinach)
Lineage: Eukaryota; Viridiplantae; Streptophyta; Magnoliopsida; Caryophyllales; Amaranthaceae
Exons: 4
Coding region: 118-729 (203 amino acids)
Biological process (GO): proteolysis
Molecular function (GO): cysteine-type peptidase activity
Source: RefSeq, a predicted model, not a curated record
GGUACAUGAUGAGCUCCGCGUUUUCUGUAAGUCCAAUAGGGAAAACUUUAAAUUAUAACUUUGCCAAUAUGACCCACUCAUUAUUUAUUUGGAGAAAUUUGUAUUCAGGACAAAGUCAUGAAGUUUGCUCAAGACUCCCAUGACGGUGUUAAGAUGACUGAUGUUGAUCGCAUCCGAUUGUGUGAUUGGAUGACGAAGGAGAGGGAGAAGAUAGCGGCCGCAUGUACUAAAAUUGGUGAAGGAAACCACACAUCAGACGGGAAUGUUGCGUCGCGAAUAUCUGAGUUGUUUAUCCCAGUCCUUGAGAAGUUGGGACCCUUCACAAACCAUUGGUGGUGUCUUGUUAUAUCUGCCGACCCUCCAACCGUAUACAUCAUUGAUUCUCUGAUUACCAAUCCAGUGGAGGAGCGCAAAAAUGCAAUUGAUAAACUGCUAAUUGGGGUUGACAAAUUGUUAUUCAAUGGCGAAGAUGAAGACACUUGGGGCCUGCUUCUUACAUGGCGACGUACGCGGAUGGAUAUAGAAAUCCAGGAAGACAACCAUAGUUGCGGUGUCCGGAUGUUGCUCUCUAUUAAGGAGUUUGCUGAAGGCUAUGAGGGGCUCCGUAUACCAGACAUUGAAUUAGCGCGUCGGCUCUUGCUCACCCAGGACAUUCUUAGUCCUUAUAAUCUCGAGCGUGAUCGUGUAAAACUUUUGGUGAACGGGACAACAAAGUCCGAAAAUAUCUAAAUUAUGUUUCUGGGUUUUGUUCUGGGGAGAUGGAUUAUUGUUUGGAUGUUAGAUGUGGUCCAAUUGGUCCAAUAGGUUAGGAGGUUGUUGGGCCUUAAUAAAUGCUAUAUUAUUUGUUCCUUGUAAGGUAGUUUGUAGUGGUCGUGUGAGUUUCUUAGUUAGGGGAAAGUUUUUUUCAUGUUGUUGUUUUCAGAA